Saccharomyces paradoxus is the source of this 840-nucleotide messenger RNA. RefSeq names its product Eaf5p (gene EAF5). The coding region runs from base 1 to 840 and encodes 279 amino acids. The transcript has a single exon. Lineage: Eukaryota; Fungi; Ascomycota; Saccharomycetes; Saccharomycetales; Saccharomycetaceae. The record is from RefSeq and is a predicted model, not a curated record.
AUGGAUAAAGAGGUAAGUGAGUUGGUAGUGUUGCAGCUGAUACACACCUUAAUAUCCAACAAGAAUGAAGAACUGGUUAGGAAUGGGGGAGGAAUCAACAUGAUCGGGAACAAUCUUCGAAUAUCACUGGUCAAGUUGACUAACGAAAUACAAAACAAUUUGCUAAUCAACGAGCUGACAAAUUUAAGGAGGCAAAGCAACAUGGUUAAUGGGAACAGAAAACUGGGCAUCAACGAUAUCCUGACCAUAGUCAAGAGUUUAUUCCCAGAAUACAGAACAACGCUAAACGAUGGGCAACUUAGUCUACACGGUUUGGAAAUGCAUGAUAUCGAGAAGUUACUUGUGGAAAAGUACGAUCGAUUUAAGAGAACGCAAAUCGGUCAAGUAAGGACGAUGGAGGACGAGAUAUUGAAGAAUGGCAUAAAAAGCGGUGCAUCGCAACUGCAACCGCAUGCACAUUCGAGCAAAAGUGGAUCUGCUGGUGCCGGUACAACAGUAAUUACGACUACGGCACAUGGGGCGCAUUCUAUGGAUCCAAAAAGAGAAAAACUAUUGAAAUUGUACAGAGAUACCGUUCUGAAUAAACUGGAAAGUAAAACUGGGAACUUCCAGAAACUAUUCAAGAGUCCCGAAAAUGGGAUUAUCAAGAAAGAGAUAAAUUACGAAGACAUAAAGAAUGAAACGCCCGGCAGCGUUCACGAACUGCAACUGAUUUUGCAGAAGAGCAUAACGGACGGUGUAAUGCGAGAGGUCAUUGGCACGGACGAUUGGAAAUUGGCUAGACAGGUGCAGCUGGAACUGGACGAUACAGUGCAGUUCAUGAGAAGGGCACUUGAGUAA